AUGAGCCACCGGAGGCGAUCUCGCGCUGCCGGCUCGCCGCAUGGCGACGCCGGUCCGGCUCCUACGCCGGAGAAGUCGGGACGGAUCCGGCCGUGGGCGGUGCUGGGUUCGGACCGGAGGGUGCUGGCGCUCGCGCUGGCGUUCCGCGCGGUCAACGCGCUGCUCGUGCGCACCUACUUCAACCCUGACGAGCACUGGCAGUGCCUUGAGGUCGCCCACCGCGUAGCCUUUGGGUAUGGUCACCUUACAUGGGAGUGGAAGCGGGGCCUGCGAAGUUACCUCCACCCGUUGAUCUUUGCUGCUCUCUACAAGAUCCUGGCGCUACUCCACCUAGACACUCCAUGGGUUAUGGUGAUGGCUCCACGUCUGCUACAAUCUGUGUUUGCAGCUUUUGGAGAUCUAUACUUGUAUAAAUUUUCCAAACUUAUUUUCAAUGGUCAGGUUGCCCAGUGGACAUUAUUUUCCCAAUUGGUUAACUGGUUCAUGUUUUUCUGUAUCACGCGGACUCUAUCAAACAGCUUGGAGACUGUUUUGACUGUAGCUGGACUCUAUUACUGGUUUACUGCAAUAGAGUCUUCCAAGGCAACCUCAGUCGUUUCAAAGCAGCAUGCUGCCUGUGAACAAAGUGUCUCAUCAAGAAAAAUGGCUCUUCUGAUAGCAGCCUUGUCCUGUGCGAUUCGGCCAACAAGUGCUGUAACAUGGAUAUAUGUUGGUCUUUUGGAUUUUAUUCAGAUGAAAUCAAAAUUUCGUUUUGUCUUUCUUGAUGUCAUUCCAGUAGGGGCCAUUGUCCUUGCAGUAACAACACUCCUUGAUUGGUGGAUGUAUGGUUCCCGGGUCAUAGUGCCACUUAAUUUUUUGAAAUUCAACCUCUUCUCUUCGGGAGGAGACUACUACGGAACACAUGUCUUCCACUGGUACUUUACACAGGGUUUUCCGUCCAUGAUUUGGACAUUCUUACCAUUUGCAAUGUGUGGUAUUGUAAAGUCUCGGGAAUGGAGACUUUCAGGUCUAAUUGCUUGGGUAUUAGGGGUUUACAGCAUACUUGGACACAAAGAAUUUAGAUUUGUUCUUCCGGUGCUACCUUUAGCAUUGAUGUUCUCAGGUUACUGCUUAGCUGCCAUGUCACAAUUCAAGGGCAAAAAUCAGCAUGGGAAAAGAAGCCUUUCAAGGUUGCAACUUUCUGUUAUUCUUCUUGUCAUAACCAAUGUUCCCAUGGCCUUAUAUAUGUCCUUAUUCCAUCAAGUGCUUUAUGACGGCAUAACAAUUCACAGCUUCCAUUGA
This is a messenger RNA of Miscanthus lutarioriparius, 1281 nucleotides long. NCBI's taxonomy places the organism in Eukaryota, Viridiplantae, Streptophyta, Magnoliopsida, Poales, Poaceae. The record is from the annotation of a GenBank genome assembly.